AUGUCGUGUGCUCCUCCUUGUACUCUACUUUCUACCUCGCCUUCGCCGUCGACGACCAGCUUAGCUGAGAGCGUCUCCAGCAUCACGACGAGCACGGAUACUUCAUCACUUUCUUCAGUGUCUACAGACUCUUCGGCAUCGAGUAAACACUUGAUUCGCCCAAAUGAACACCUCGCAGUCCUUAUGGCCCGCUCCCUUUGGAAACGCGACUCGCUCUCCAACUCUUGUGACACCUUUUCUUGUUCAACCCUAUUCUCAUCCUUCGCGACAUUCCCAAGCACCUUCUCGUUCUCUACCUUUGAACGCAGACACCACUGUCGCAAAUGCGGAGGUGUAUUUUGCGCCAAAUGCACCUCGCGCACCACCCCACUACUCGAUACUCGCAAUCUACCUUUCCUUAACCCUCCGAGGAAUACUAGCGUCUACGACUAUGUGUCUGAGGGUGGAAUUGUCGAAUCGCACGCACGAGUGUGCGAUGAUUGCUGGGAUCAACUACAUGGCAUUGGCACCAGUACCCCUAACACACCGCAAACACCAGAAUUGAAGCUUAGCAUGCUGCCUAUGCCGCAGACGCUUCGCCGGUCCUCUGUUGUGUCAUCCGGUGAUACCUCACCUGCUUCGAGCACUUCUCCGCGUACUCCUCCAGAUACGCCUCUUCUAGUUGCCAGUACUCUUGCUUCCACCUCAAUCAGUCGCCGCUCCAGCGUCGUCUCUAGAGCAUCUAUUCCAGACCUACGUCGACGAGCUACGACAUUCGCUGCUCAAGCAGCAUUCCCUAAGCCCUCGGAGAGUGAUAAGCUUACCGCUGCACCCCGAGCUGAUUCAAAUCCCCUUCCCCUUGGUGAACUAUCCACAUACCCUCUGUGUCGCUCCUCCUUCCUCUGCAAAGCAUCUGGUGGAGGUCGGUGGGUUCCAAGGCCUAUUGAGGCUAAAGAGGACACCCGCAUAAUCGACACGUCAUCCUCAGACUUACUACUCUCAACCUCACCAACUUCAUCGCCCUUCACCCUCUUCUCCUUCAAUUCAGCAUCAUCCUCUCGCUCGACCUCUCCUUAUCGUUCUCGCCCCCGUGCCUCGAAAGCCAAUGAGGCUCCUACGCUCGGCAUCGGCAAAGCGCUAUGGGAAGUCGAGUGGGAGAGGAAGAUGAAGAAGGAGAAGAGAAGAAGGGAGAAUCCUGUUAUCAGAGACGGUGAGUUCUGUUACCGCGUCUAUGGUGGUGUGGGAGGGUCGAGGUCGGAUGAUGAUGAUGCAUAUGAUGUGUAUGAUAUAGAAGGCGGGUUGAAGGCUGGCACGGCAGGCAAGGAAGAAAGGAACACGACCACGACGACACUGGGAAGGAGUUUCUCGUUAUCGACUUUCUAA
Lentinula edodes (shiitake mushroom) is the source of this 1362-nucleotide messenger RNA. RefSeq lists its product as uncharacterized. Bases 1 to 1362 code for a protein of 453 amino acids. The record is from RefSeq and is a predicted model, not a curated record. NCBI's taxonomy places the organism in Eukaryota, Fungi, Basidiomycota, Agaricomycetes, Agaricales, Omphalotaceae. The transcript has a single exon. Gene Ontology annotation, biological process: protein transport to vacuole involved in ubiquitin-dependent protein catabolic process via the multivesicular body sorting pathway; protein targeting to vacuole. Gene Ontology annotation, molecular function: phosphatidylinositol-3-phosphate binding; metal ion binding; ubiquitin binding. Gene Ontology annotation, cellular component: ESCRT-0 complex.